AUGGUCUCUCCACAGAGGAGUGUCCUGGCUGUGAACUUCAGACAGGGCCAUGAACUUCAUGACUCGGCACGGCGGCCACACGCACUCACAGGAGACAUGGAUACGCUUCGUCUGCCCGUGCUGUUGUGCGCGCUCCUUGGAUCCUACCGGGUGGAAGCGAGAGGCGGUGAUGGAGCGAUAGUCGGGCAUCAUCACGGAAACAGCCUCCUCCACCACCAGCCUCAGGACCAGCCUCAGCCUCAGCGUCAGCAUCAGCAGAAGCAGAAGCAUCAACCAGACGGAGAUAAUCCCGGGGAAGACGCAGUCGCUGCCUUCUUGCACACCGGAGAUGCCCGUACACUGGCUCACGCCAACUGCAGCCACCGGUUCGAGCUUGCGUCGUCGCGGGGGAGCACGGAGUCCAUGAGCCGCGUCUUGGAUACGAUCAUACACGCCACCAACUUCCUCAACAUGAUCCUCCAAAACAACAGGUCCAGGGAGCAGAGUCUGCGCUCGGACAUAGAGUGGUACCAGGCGCUGGUCCGGAGCAUUAUUGAAGGAGACGAGAGGAUCCACCGCGCUGUGCUGAGCUUCAGUGUGGACUCAGUGAAGCCUGAUGUUCUACUGCAGGCCACACGCUCAGGAGGCCACACCCUCCUGCAGGACCUGUCUGAGGACCAUCUCCACCAGAGGAGCCCAGAGAGCGAGUGGUACCACGGCCUGAAGCGCCGGAAGAAGCCGCUGUUCCACAAAAGUGUGCUGAGUCAGGACUUCUCUGUGGAGCAGAGAGAGAGCUUCAUCCCAGACAGAAGCCACGUGCUCUGGUCCUCGCCGUAUCUGGAAUGUGAGCGCGGGAAGCUCCUGCCACGAUGGCUCCUCACUCUGUCUGCAGCGUUCUACGGCAAGAGAGACCAGGCCCCAGAGUUCAGGUACGAGGUAUACGAGCUGCCGCCGCUGGUCAAUUUAUCCAAGCUGCCGCCAUUGGUCAGUUUGUACAAGCUGCCGCCAUUGGUCGGUUUAUACGAGCUGCCGCCAUUGGUCGGUUUAUCCAAGCUGCCGCCAUUGGUCAGUUUGUACAAGCUGCCGCCAUUGGUCGGUUUAUACGAGCUGCCGCCAUUGGUCGGUUUAUCCAAGCUGCCGCCAUUGGUCAGUUUGUACAAGCUGCCGCCAUUGGUCGGUUUAUACGAGCUGCCGCCAUUGGUCGGUUUAUACGAGCUGCCGCCAUUGGUCAGUUUGUACAAGCUGCCGCCAUUGGUCGGUUUAUACGAGCUGCCGCCAUUGGUCGGUUUAUCCGAGCUGCCGCCAUUGGUCAGUUUGUACAAGCUGCCGCCAUUGGUCGGUUUAUCCAAGCUGCCACCAUUGGUCAGUUUGUACAAGCUGCCGCCAUUGGUCAGUUUGUACAAGCUGCCGCCAUUGGUCGGUUUAUCCAAGCUGCCACCAUUGGUCAGUUUGUACAAGCUGCCGCCAUUGGUCGGUUUAUACGAGCUGCCGCCAUUGGUCGGUUUAUCCAAGCUGCCACCAUUGGUCGGUUUAUCCGAGCUGCCGCCAUUGGUCAGUUUGUACAAGCUGCCGCCAUUGGUCGGUUUAUACGAGCUGCCGCCAUUGGUCGGUUUAUACGAGCUGCCGCCAUUGGUCAGUUUGUACAAGCUCUAA
Molecule: messenger RNA, 1632 nt
Organism: Knipowitschia caucasica
Lineage: Eukaryota; Metazoa; Chordata; Actinopteri; Gobiiformes; Gobiidae
Source: the annotation of a GenBank genome assembly